UGGUAAUACUGGGGACACUGGACUUUUAUUUAACUGUUACUGUUACAACGCAGAACUGCACUGAAAUCUGUGCAAACUGCUCCUUAUAACGGUUUUAAAUACUUCCAAAUUUAUUCAGAAUUAGAGAAAAAUGCUCAGAUAUAAGUCGUUUUUGUUGUGCAGACUAGUUGGAGCUGACAGGUCUUACUGUACGUGCAGGUUUAAAAUCACAAUCUUUUGUUUUGGCAUCUGGCUGUAAUGCAAGACAGGUGCCUUCACGUGUUUGUCCGCUGUUUGGACGAGCUUUUCCCUGACAUGUAACGCGCAGAGGCUGUUAAGCCACAGAAUGCGUGCAAUUAACACUUAGCAAGUUUGCAACGUGAUAGGAUCGAACAAACAGAGCAGGAAUAGCUUCAGAUCGUUGCCAUGUGCUGGCAAAUAAGGGGAAAAGUGCAAUUUCGAGUUUUUAAUGCAACAGCACUUGCCAAAGGGGGUGUCGUGCAUUUAUACACAUUUGUGCAACUUGAGCAGCCCGUUCUUUUUUUUUUUUUUUUGCAGCUUAUGUGUGAUCUUCUAGGUUUUUAUAGACAAGCAAGCUUUAUGCGCAGGCUUUGAUGCUCGCAUAGAAGCGGCUCGUCAGUGCUGGGUGUAAAGCUUGUGCAUUCACCGUGUCUUUGUCAGUAAUUUGAAGGCUGUUAUAUUACACAACACUACAGUUUGCACUGCUGUGCUGGCCUUUUCUUUUCUUUUCUUUUUUUUAAACCGCUCUGCAGUGUUUCUUUAUUAGGAUGCAACAGAUUAAAACUCCAACAACCUCUUUCCCUGUUUGUUGGAAACGGCGUUUUGUUUAUGAAAAAAACCUUAAGGGUUUGAAUUUCAUAUCUACUUUCUGUUUCAGAGGAGGCGGAUUGUUUUAAGCGCAGGAAGCCUCGCCCGCAUAAGUUUGGCCCCGUGCAGUAAACAAGUUAGUUGAUUGGUUUUGCUUUAUAUACCGUGAUUUAAUAAGGAAAACACUAACGUAAGCCAGUCCAAGCAGUGUUGGUGGUACCAGUGCCAUGCUUUCCAUUGGUUCCUGUUUACAUGAUGCCCACAGGACACGCCGUGAUUGGUGGCUCUUCACACGUGACCAGGCAACUUUGUACAUUUGACAGGGAGUAGGAGGGUUUUGUGGAGAUCAGAAAAACGACAGCGCGAUAAAAAUUAGUAUUGUUGCACUUCACAAAUUAAUGACCAUGAGUUCCUACUUGAUAAACUCCAACUAUAUCGAGCCUUCCUUUCCUCCAUGCGACGAAUAUCAGCAGAGCGGAUACAUCCCUAACCCCGGUGAUUAUUACGAGCGGCCAAAAGAUACGGGCUUCCCCCAUCACGAAGAGCCAUCCUAUCCGAGGUCAAACUACACAGAAUCGGGAUACGAUUACGGUAACGUCCCCGCUACCGGACUCGACGAUUUCAGCGAUGGGCAUCACGCACAACCGCAACCGGUUCCACAGAGCCACGGUCCUCGCCUCGCGGCGGCCCCAGACGGUGGCGCAAACGCCAGCAAAGACUGCAGCCUCGCCACUGAAGUCUAUCCCGGCGUAGCGAAGGGCAAGGAGCCGGUGGUCUAUCCUUGGAUGAAAAAGGUCCACGUUAGCAGCGUCAAUGCCAGUUACAAUGGAGGAGUGCCCAAGAGGUCCCGCACUGCCUACACCCGCCAGCAGGCUUUGGAGCUGGAGAAGGAGUUCCACUUCAACCGGUACCUGACCCGGCGCAGGCGGGUGGAGAUUGCUCACACCAUGUGCCUGUCCGAGCGCCAGGUCAAGAUCUGGUUCCAGAACCGGAGGAUGAAAUGGAAAAAGGAGCACAAGCUUCCCAACACUAAGAUCCGCUCCUCAAGCUCGGCCUCAGCUUCAGCCUCGGGGGCCCAGCAGCAGCAGCAGAUCAAAACAGGCCAGCAGCUUGUCCCCACGCCGUGCACCGCAGGUCUAUAGUGCAUGAACGAACCCCCCAUCCCUGAAAACCCCAAUCCAGACUGAGAUGGCAAAUAACACAAGUGGAAUUUGAUGGACCGAUUCUCAGUAUUUUACACACACACAUGGUGUUAUCUCUUUCACCUUGCCUCUGCUAUUGGGCCCCUGUCACGUCCUUUGUGCCCUUACCCCUCUCCCCGGUCGUCCUCGCCCUCAUCAUAUAAGCUUGAAAUUCACCUUUAAUUGCCACGGUGGCAACUGAAGUGUUUAUAUAUUUGUUUAUUAUUAUGAAAGAAGGAUAACGCACAUCAAACUUGGAUGAAAUGUAUAAUUGCAGUUAAAAGUGAGUGAGGUAAAAAAGUAAGUUUGACCUCAUUUUUUCUUUUCAAUGUUCUCUUUGAUAUUUCCUUUCCUUUUCUUUAUUGUUGCUCAUGGAAAAGUUCUAAUAUACUUGAAAGAUAUUUAGCGAGACUCUAUAGAUGCCAGUUAGAAAACCACACGGCAUUUUAUUUCUCAAUUUUUUAAUUUUUAAUUUUUUUUUUUUAGAGGCAUGGCAUCAGUCAGAGUAUAGCAGUGUCGUAUGUGUGUGUUCGAGUGGGUUGGUUUACUGUUGAAUGUAGUCCAGGUGACUUUCACAUCUAAUGUACAUAGACAAAUCACAAUGAUGGCACAAUAAGGAAAGCGUUUCGUCAAAGUAAGUUUAUGUUUGUUGGUGUCGUAUGGUCUAGUUUUAUUUGUGCUAUAGUGCGUCCAUGUUGUGCUGUGUUCUAAACUGUGAAUAUUUGUAUAUGUUGUCUCAGUAAUGGCCGUUGUGAUGUAGGCUAGUUUAGAAUAAAUCUGUCCUUGUGAAAUAAAUGUGUGCUUCACUUAUAAGGCUGA
Molecule: messenger RNA, 2807 nt
Organism: Oreochromis niloticus (Nile tilapia)
Lineage: Eukaryota; Metazoa; Chordata; Actinopteri; Cichliformes; Cichlidae
Gene: hoxa4a
Product: homeobox A4a
Exons: 2
Coding region: 1206-1949 (247 amino acids)
Biological process (GO): embryonic skeletal system morphogenesis; anterior/posterior pattern specification; positive regulation of transcription by RNA polymerase II
Cellular component (GO): nucleoplasm; nucleus
Molecular function (GO): RNA polymerase II cis-regulatory region sequence-specific DNA binding; DNA-binding transcription factor activity, RNA polymerase II-specific
Source: RefSeq, a predicted model, not a curated record